Messenger RNA from Otolemur garnettii (small-eared galago), 951 nucleotides. RefSeq names its product taste receptor type 2 member 3. Gene Ontology annotation, biological process: G protein-coupled receptor signaling pathway; detection of chemical stimulus involved in sensory perception of bitter taste; sensory perception of taste. The transcript has a single exon. The record is from RefSeq and is a predicted model, not a curated record. Bases 1 to 951 code for a protein of 316 amino acids. NCBI's taxonomy places the organism in Eukaryota, Metazoa, Chordata, Mammalia, Primates, Galagidae. Gene Ontology annotation, molecular function: bitter taste receptor activity; G protein-coupled receptor activity. Gene Ontology annotation, cellular component: membrane.
AUGUUGGGGUUCGUUGAGGGAGUGUUCCUGCUUCUGUGUGUUGCUGAAUUCAUUCUGGGACUUCUGGGGAAUGGUUUCAUUGGGUUGGUCAAUGGCAGCAGCUGGUUCAAGAGCAAGAGAAUCUCUUUGUCUGACUUCAUCAUCACCAACCUGGCCCUCUUGAGUAUUGUUCUGCUGUGGGUUCUCUUCACUGAUAGUGUUUUAAUAGUGUUCUCUUCCAAAUUACGAGAUUUAAAUAUAGUAAUGAAAGUUAUUGAUAUUUUCUGGACAUUUACAAACCAUCUAAACAUUUGGCUUUCCACCUGUCUUGGUGUCCUCUACUGCCUGAAAAUUGCCACCUUCUCCCACUCCACGUUCCUUUGGCUCAAGUGGAGAGUUUCUAAGGUGGUUGUGUGGAUGCUGCUGGCUUCCUUCCUUAUAUCCUGUGUUGCUGCCAUAUCUCUGUUCAAUGAAUUUAAGAUGUAUUCUAUCAUCAGGAGACUUGAAGGCACAGGGAAUGUGACUGAGCAUGUCAGAAAUAAGAGAAAUGAAUAUUUUCUGAUGCAUGUUCUUGGGACACUGUGGAACCUCCCUCCCUUAAUUGUGUCCCUGGCUGCCUACCUUCUGCUCCUCCUCUCCCUGGGGAAGCACACUCGGCAGAUGCAGCAAAGUGAUACAAGCUCUAGAGAUGCAAGCACUGAGGCCCACAGGAGGGCCAUCAAAAUCAUCCUCUCCUUUUUCUUUUUCUUCCUCUUUUACUUCCUUGCCAUUUUAAUUUUAUCUUCCAAUCAUUUCCUACCAAAUAGUAAGAUGACUAUUAUGAUUAGUGAAAUAAUUAUGAUGUUUUAUCCUGUUGGCCACUCAUUUAUUCUCAUUCUUGGAAACAACAAGCUGAAGGAGACUUUUGUGGAAAUGCUCUGGUGUGAGUCUGGUCAUCUUAAGCUUGGAUCCAAGGGACGCUUUUCCCCUUAG